GGCGCUUUAUACAAACCAACCGGCUGCUGUUCUGUUUGAAGAUACCUCGAUCCAUCAUGGCGAUGCAUGCUAAAGCGACUCCACCACAGAUCCCCGACACCCGCCGGGAGCUCGCUGAGCUGGUGAAGAGGAAACAAGAACUCGCCGAGACGCUGGUAAACUUGGAAAGACAAAUAUAUGCAUUUGAAGGCAGCUACCUAGAAGACACCCAGAUGUAUGGCAACAUCAUCAGAGGAUGGGACAGAUACCUCACCAACCAAAAGAACUCCAAUAGUAAGACUGAUAGAAGGAAUAGGAAAUUCAAGGAAGCAGAGCGUUUAUUCAGCAAGUCGUCUGUCACAUCAGUUGCAGCAGUGUGUGCACUUGGUGGGAUACCCGAUCACAUGAAUGAAAAGCGUGAGGCGGGCAGCGGCACAGAAAGCGACACCUCUCCAGAUCUCCAGAACCAAGAAAAUGAGCCCAGCCAGGAGGACACAGAAGAUGUGGACUCGACGCUGCAGGACCUAAAGCCUCAGAAGGCUGCCUCCUCUUCCUCCUCAGGCAGCCAUCACGCAAGCCACAAAAAGAGGAAGAACAAAAACAGACACAGGUUUGACAUGAAGGUUAACAAGAAACCACGAGCUGAUUAUUCAACUUAAGAAAAGACGACUGGAAAAGCUGGACACACAAGAGGACACCCGUAGAGAAACAAAAGAUUUCUGGACUUUGUGAACUUUGUAUGCCUUUUUUUUUUUUUGGUUGUCAUAUUUCUGCCUGUACUGUGUGUAUUGCUUGAAACAUUCCCCCUGCCACCUACCUUUGGUCAUGGUUGAAAUUUUGACCUACCAGUUAAAGUAGAAAUGUUCCUGGAGGCGUGAUGAGGCCACCCCCAGUAACACACCUUGUAUAGUGUUUAAAAAAAUGGACUGUAUUUAUUAUGUAGCUAAUUUUGAUGGUUUCCAUUGUAAGACAUUUUUGCUUUUUGUUAAGCGUCACAUAGCUGUAUAAGCCCCGAAUGCCCCGAAUUCUUUUAUGACAUGGUUUGUUUUGCAAAAAAAUAAUAAAAUACCAGUUUCGUGAA
This is a messenger RNA of Toxotes jaculatrix (banded archerfish), 1060 nucleotides long. It is a transcript of the gene meaf6, whose product is annotated as MYST/Esa1-associated factor 6. The record is from RefSeq and is a predicted model, not a curated record. The transcript is spliced from 7 exons. The coding region runs from base 57 to 638 and encodes 193 amino acids. Gene Ontology annotation, cellular component: NuA4 histone acetyltransferase complex. NCBI's taxonomy places the organism in Eukaryota, Metazoa, Chordata, Actinopteri, Toxotidae.